AUGGCCAGCAACUCCAGAAAGAAGACUAUGGAAAGUCAGUACAAAGUGCUUUUCACACUCGGCAAGGGUUCAUUUGGCACCGUAAAACUGGCCUUGCACCUAAAAACCGAGGCACUGGUUGCCAUCAAAACAGUAGAGCUCAACAAGAAGACCAUCAGGGGGAUCCUGGCAGAAAUAGCGACACUGGAGACACUGCACCAUCCAAAAAUCGUCAGCCUCUUCCAGAUUCUGGUGACGUCAAGGCACAUAAACUUCAUAACAGAGUACGUUCCAGGAGCAAACCUGUUUGAAAUAAUAAAGGAGGAGGGGCCGCUGCAGGAGGAAGAGGCAAAGGUAACAUUCGGACAGAUAGUGUCAGCCGUCAAGCACUGCCACAGCCUUGACAUUGCCCACCGAGACAUAAAGCCCCAGAACAUCCUCAGGGAUCAGGGGGGUAAUGUAAAGCUCAUCGACUUUGGCCUGGCCACCAAGUGCAGAUCUGGCACAUUACUGAAACAGCGGUGUGGGACCAAGGGCUUUUAUGCCCCAGAACUCAUACUAGGGGAGCCAUAUGAUGCCAAGAAGACAGAUGUGUGGAGUUUGGGUGUGCUCCUCUAUUUCAUCAUCUUCGGGUACUACCCCUUCAGAGGAAGCACAAUGAAUGAGAUAGAGAAAAGAAUUUCCACGGGGACCUAUGACAUUCCAUCUCAUGUCUCUGGGCAACUUGAAAAUCUAAUCCAUCAGAUCCUCACGCUUUCCCCAGAGAUGAGGCCAUCCAUUGAAGAUAUUGAGAGACAUCCAUGGGUCGAAAAAUGUGAACUAAAUGUCCCAACUGUGAUGGAUCCAGAUUACAACAUCAUAGACAUGCUGUGUGGCAUGGGGUUUAAAACCAAUGAGAUCUUGGAAUCCCUUCAAAGAAAGAAAUACGAUGAACCAAUGGGGGCAUAUUUGAUUCUAAAAUACCAGGUAAACAAAGGGAUUGAGCUUGGAUCUCCCACUUCAGCCAGGCCUGUGGAUCCGUGCCCUGCUCCACCCCCAUCGCCAGCACAUCCCACCAUCUCUGGUCUUCCCCUAAAGAGAAGGGCCAGUGAGCCCAACUUUAGCCUCCUCCACAUCAGGCCCUCAGGAAAGCAUGGGUCUGUUGCCUUGGCGCUGUCAGGAUACAAGGUGGCCAGAAGUGUCUCCAUGCCUCCCAUUUCUCCAGAUUGUACCAACAAGAAGAGCAGUGCUUCUAUCUGUGCCCUUUAUUCUGGACCUGUGGCUGACUCACGUAUCUGCAGCAGCAUAUUGGAGGACAGAUUGUCUGUGCCAUCUGACCAAGACUCUGACAUAGAAACAUCUCAGAAUAUUGGAUGCGUCAAGAGAUUGGGCAAGAGCAUCAGGGCGUGUCUGUCAGGGCUCUGUUCCCCAGGGCUCUGAAGGAAAAGAACUCAGCAUACAUCCUCCAAGAAAGUGGCUCCCCUGAAAGAGGCAGGAGGCCAAACCAAAUGA
Rattus rattus (black rat) is the source of this 1470-nucleotide messenger RNA. RefSeq names its product putative sperm motility kinase W. Gene Ontology annotation, biological process: protein phosphorylation; intracellular signal transduction. The record is from RefSeq and is a predicted model, not a curated record. Gene Ontology annotation, cellular component: cytoplasm. Lineage: Eukaryota; Metazoa; Chordata; Mammalia; Rodentia; Muridae. Gene Ontology annotation, molecular function: protein serine/threonine kinase activity; ATP binding.